AUGGACCUGAAAGAAGUUAAAGAUGUCAUACAAGCAUUGCUAACGGAUGUUGCAAAUUUGAGGAAAAACAUUCAUUCCACACAGAAAAUAAUGCAAGCAGAACUUGAUUCAAAAUUACAGGCAAUAUCUUUAGAGCUGUACUGUAGAAUAAAUGAGAAAGUCGUGGAUUUGGAGAAAACACAUCAAGAUAGAGUAAACUGUCUUCGCAAGGCUUAUCGCCAGCAGUUGGCAGAUGCUGUGGCCAAACUCUAUGGGCAUUUUGAUAAAAACUUAGAAAGCAAAAUAAUGCGGGAACAGACAAAACAAAAGAGCGACCUCAUUACCAAGGAGAGGAAGUUCCGAGAAAUGCAGGCGACGAUUCUUCGCAACGAAGGGGUCAUUGAGAUGCUAAAAGCCCAAUUGCAGCAGUACACGCGGAACAAAGCAGGGUUUUAUCUUGAUGGUUAUGAUGAUGAUAACAUGGAUAGAUUUAUAAAUGGAAGGAGACUUAGCACAAAUGAAAGUUCGCCUCAUGUGGACUCUGCUCUGCAAGAGGAGCUGCAAACAGUUCAGAAAGAGCUAGAGGAAGUCAACCAGAAGCUAGAAAUAAAUGAGAGAAAGAUAGUACGACUGGAAAAGACUGUCAGUGACAAAGAAGAGGAAAUGCAAUCUAUGC
Messenger RNA from Candidula unifasciata, 655 nucleotides. NCBI's taxonomy places the organism in Eukaryota, Metazoa, Mollusca, Gastropoda, Stylommatophora, Geomitridae. The record is from the annotation of a GenBank genome assembly.